Liolophura sinensis is the source of this 2556-nucleotide messenger RNA. Its product is annotated as AFG3-like protein 2. Gene Ontology annotation, molecular function: ATP binding; ATP hydrolysis activity; zinc ion binding. Gene Ontology annotation, cellular component: m-AAA complex; membrane. The transcript is spliced from 19 exons. The record is from RefSeq and is a predicted model, not a curated record. Lineage: Eukaryota; Metazoa; Mollusca; Polyplacophora; Chitonida; Chitonidae. Gene Ontology annotation, biological process: mitochondrial protein processing. Bases 89 to 2548 code for a protein of 819 amino acids.
GUUCACCUUCGAUCUGCGAUGUUUUCGUAAUAAGUUGUCAAAAUCUGCUACAUAACUCAUUCUGGGUCUGCGGUGGUAAAAAAAAACCAUGGCGCACAGGUACAUCAACCUAGCCCGAAAGAGUGAGAGACUUCUGCAGAAAGCGGUUAGAUCACAGUGUGCCUGUUCAGAGAUUCAGCGAGGUAUUCAUUUCCUUUCGCGUUUUGCUCAGUCAGAGAGGUUUACCCCGCUGUGGAGAGAUCUGGCAGUGUUGAGGCAAAAUGUACCCAAAGGAUUUGAGAAGUUUUUCCCAGGUCAGGCAAAGAAAGCACCACCAAAGUCUGGCGGCUCAAAAUCACCUCCAAAAGAAGCUCCGAAAGACCCCCCUCCUCCUUCAAAGUCUGCCAGUGAACAGAAACCCUUUGAUAAAAAAUUUGAACUCACCUUUAACUUUGGAAAAAAUCGAACUUCAUUUGGUGAUCCGGGAGAUCCAAACAGCAAACUUUUAAUUGGUGUGCUGACAGGCAUUGGUAUAGUAGGACUGAUCGGGCUUUACCAAACACAAUAUCGAGAAAUCACAUGGAAGGAAUUUGUCUCCAAUUAUCUCACCAAAGGCAUUGUGGAUAAACUUGAGGUGGUCAAUAAGAAGUGGGUGCGAAUCCACCUUGUGACAGGAACCCAGAUAGAUGGCUCAAGUGUUAUAUGGUUUAACAUUGGAAGUGUGGAGGCAUUUGAAAGGAACCUGGAGAAUGCCCAGCUGGAGAUGAAUAUAGAACCGUCCAACUUUAUUAAUGUGGUCUAUAAAACUGAGACAGAACUCGCUGCUGUGGCAUUCUCAGCCCUGAACAUUAUCCUGCCCAUAGCAAUCUUAAUAUGGCUGAUUCGACGAUCCACGAACAUGUUUCAGGGAGGUCGGCCUGGAGCAGGCAGAGGGGGAGGAGGAAUCUUCGGGUUCGGCCAGACCACAGCUAAAGUCAUGAAAGAUGACAUUGGUGUCAAAUUCAGAGACGUGGCUGGGUGUGAAGAGGCUAAGAUAGAAAUCAUGGAGUUUGUGAACUUCCUGAAAAACCCUAACCAGUACAUAGAGCUGGGUGCCAAGAUACCUAAGGGAGCCAUCCUGACUGGUCCCCCUGGUACUGGAAAGACCUUACUGGCCAAAGCCACAGCUGGAGAGGCUAAUGUACCCUUCAUCACAGUGUCAGGGUCGGAGUUUCUGGAAAUGUUUGUGGGAGUUGGCCCCUCCAGGGUAAGAGACAUGUUUGCUCUGGCCAGGAAGAACGCCCCCUGUAUACUGUUUGUUGAUGAGAUAGACGCUGUGGGCAGGAAGAGGGGAGGCAAGAGUUUUGGAGGUCACAGUGAACAGGAGAACACGCUGAACCAGUUGCUGGUAGAAAUGGAUGGGUUUAACACACAAAGUGGUGUUGUGAUUUUAGCAGCCACAAACAGAGUUGACAUUUUAGACCCUGCCUUACUAAGACCUGGACGUUUUGACAGGCAGAUUUAUGUCCCCGCACCAGAUAUCAAGGGAAGGGCUUCCAUAUUUAAGGUACAUUUAAAAGCAAUAAAGACUGACAUGGAUAAAGAUGAAGUGUCCAGGAAAAUGGCUGCCCUUACGCCAGGCUUCUCAGGUGCUGAUAUUGCUAAUGUGUGCAAUGAGGCUGCCCUGAUAGCUGCUAGAGAUCUGAACAAGUCUGUAGAGUGGAAGCACUUUGAGCAGGCCACAGAACGAGUUAUAGCAGGGUUGGAGAAAAAGACUCAGGUGUUACAGCCUGAGGAGAAGAAAACUGUGGCUUACCACGAGGCGGGACAUGCCGUGUCAGGCUGGUACCUGGAGCAUGCUGAUCCACUGCUUAAGGUUUCCAUCAUUCCAAGAGGUAAAGGGCUAGGUUAUGCUCAGUAUCUCCCUAAGGAACAGUUCCUGUAUACCAAAGAACAGCUGUUAGACCGAAUGUGCAUGACCCUUGGUGGGAGAGUGUCAGAGCAGAUCUUCUUCAGUCGGAUCACAACAGGUGCUCAGGAUGACCUGAAGAAGGUCACACAAAAUGCUUAUGCACAGGUGGUACACUUUGGUAUGAAUGAGAAGGUGGGACAGCUGUCAUUUGACAUGCCUCAGCCGGGGGAGAUGGUAUUUGAUAAGCCAUACAGCGAGGAGACAGCUCGCAUGAUAGACGAGGAGGUGCGCAUGAUUGUGCAGAGGGCAUACGACCGCACCAUGGAGCUGCUCACCAAACACAAGGAGGAUGUGGAGAAGGUGGCGCUGAGACUAUUAGAGAGGGAGAAAUUAGACAAAGAGGACUUGGUGGAGAUGUUAGGACCACGCCCAUUUGCUGAGAAAUCAACAUAUGAAGAGUUUGUGGAAGGAACAGGGUCAGUGGAAGAAGACACAACUUUACCUAAAGGCUUGGAGAGUUGGAACAAAGAAAAAGAGCCGGAGACCCCACCACCCCCAACAGAAGGGCAGAAAGUGCCUCUUGAUCUAUCUGUAGCUUUAGUUUAUACCACAACUGGGUUCAUAUUCCUGGAGUCCCCUGACUUGUACUGGCAUUACACAGGAAGUCCAUUAGAUUGAUACAAAAU